UGCUUCCGUUUCCGCUUCCUCUGUCCUUGUUGCCGGCCGGAGGGGACAGGACCAGGAGCCGCGAUGUGGCGAAACCUGCUGAGUCUUCGCCAGCUUCCCCAGAGGACCAUAAGCACUGCUUCACGCAGGCAGGUUGAAAAUAAAGUUCCUGAGAUGCAGAAGCUUUUUCAGGAGGACAAUGGCAUCCCUGUGUAUCUCAAAGGUGGAGCAAUGGAUGGUGUCUUGUACAGACUCACUGCGGGCAUUUCGCUCUUUGGAACAGUCUAUGUUCUUUACAAGCUGGCAGAAGUUUCCAUGCCCAAGAAGCAGAACUGAUUCCAGGCCAGGAUGCCUCAGUGGCUCUCAUCUCUUCAUCCAGUUCCAAGUGGCUCUUGUGAUGGCAUCUUCUACUUGUUGCAAGCAUCUGGCUUCAUGCUUGGAAUCAUAAUUUAAUUGUCAUAUGUAAACUGCAACCAAUAAAGCAGUCCUUAACCUUGUGUUGUGGUGGUCUG
Indicator indicator is the source of this 491-nucleotide messenger RNA. RefSeq names its product cytochrome c oxidase subunit 7A2, mitochondrial. Gene Ontology annotation, biological process: regulation of oxidative phosphorylation; mitochondrial respirasome assembly; mitochondrial electron transport, cytochrome c to oxygen. The coding region runs from base 64 to 315 and encodes 83 amino acids. The record is from RefSeq and is a predicted model, not a curated record. NCBI's taxonomy places the organism in Eukaryota, Metazoa, Chordata, Aves, Piciformes, Indicatoridae. The transcript is spliced from 4 exons.